AUGGUAAUAGCAAAUAACAAAACACCAUGUUUUAUCUGUAAUGAAGAGAAAAUAACAUAUCCUUGUAAAGGAUGUUUAAAAGAAUUUUGUUUUAUGGAUUUAGCAAAACAUAAACAAAUAUUAAAUGAUGAAUUAAAUCAUAUUAUUAAUGAUUAUGGUGAAUUUAAACUAUCAAUGAAUGAACAAAAACAAAAUCCACAAAAUCGUUCACUAAUAAAACAAAUUGAUCAAUGGGAAAUGAAUCUAAUUGGCAAAAUUAAACAAAAAGCAAACGAUUGUAGAGAAAUUGUUCUUAAAUCAUCACACACAUUUAUUGAUGGUAUUGAAAUGAAAUUUAAUGAUUUAAGUGAACAAAUACAACAAAUUCAGAAAGAAAAUGACUUUAAUGAAAUUAAUUUGAAUUAUUUAUCAAAUCAACUAAGAAAAAUUAGAGAACAAUUAAAUAAUUCACCAAAAACUUCUAUUCAACAAAACUCACAUCCGUUUAUUAAUGAUAUUUCUAUUAUUUCAUCAAUAAAACCAAAAUGGGACAAAUUGAAACAAAAUGCCAUCACUGUGGCUGGCGGAAAUGGACAAGAGCAGAAAUUGAAUGAACUCAAUCAGCCUGUUGCAAUUUUUAUUGAUCAAAACAAAAAUAUUUUCAUCGCUGAUUCUUACAAUCAUCGUAUUGUUGAGUGGAAAUGUGAUGCAAAGGAAGGACAAAUCAUUGCAGGUGGAAAUGGGCAAGGAAAUCGAAUACAUCAAUUGAAUCGACCAACAGAUGUGAUUGUUGAUCAACUAAGCCAUUCGAUCAUCAUUGCUGAUCAUGGGAACAGACGAGUGAUCGAAUGGUUGAAUCAAAAGCAACAACUAAUUCUCAUUCACAAUAUUGAUUGUUCUCGUUUGGCAAUAGAUAAAUAUGGAUUUCUUUAUGUUUCCGACUGCAAGAAGAAUGAAGUAAGACGAUGGAAAAUGGGUGAAUAUAACAAUGAAGGAAUUGUAGUGGCAGGUGGAAAUGGUGAAGGUAGUGAACUCAAUCAACUAAAUCACCCAGGUUUUAUUUUUGUCGAUGGAGAACAAUCUGUUUAUGUAUCAGAUGCCUACAAUAAUCGUGUGAUGAAAUGGAGAAAAGGUGCACUAGAAGGAAGAAUUGUGGCUGGAGGAAAUGGGCAAGGAGAAAAUCUCAAUCAAUUGUCUCAUCCUCGAGGAGUAAUUGUUGAUGAUUUGGAAAAAGAAGAAGGUGAAGUUGUUGUUGGUGGAAAUGGUCAAGGAAAUCAAUCAAAUCAAUUCAAUGGUCCCGCUGGUUUAUCAUUUGAUGAUGAAGGAAUUCUUUAUGUUGCUGAUCGUUGGAAUCAUCGAAUUGCAAAAUUUGAAAUAAUUUUCAUAACAGUUCAAAUCAAAUCUGAAAUAUGUGAGAAUACAUCUGAAGAUGGUCCAUGUUCGACAGAUAAUAAGAUCGGUCAUAAAUGGAAACAACAUGCCAUCACCGUGGCUGGCGGAAAUGGAAAAGGACAAAAAUUAAAUCAAUUCAAUGGGCCUUCUGCAAUUUUUAUUGAUCAAAAGAAAAAUAUUUUCAUUGCUGAUGUCCAUAAUCAUCGUAUUGUAGAAUGGAAACAUGAUGCAAAACAAGGACAAAUCAUUGCCGGUGGUAAUGGCAAAGGAGAUCGCAUAGAUCAAUUGGAUCGACCAACAGAUGUGAUUAUUGAUCGACAAAAUCAUUCCAUCAUCAUUGCUGAUCGUGAUAACAGACGAGUGAUUCAAUGGAUGAAUGAAAAGCAAAAAAUUCUCAUUCAUAAUAUUGACUGUUCUCGUUUGGCAAUCGAUAAACAUGGAUUUCUUUAUGUUAAUGAUUAUAUGAACAAUGAAGUAAGACGAUGGAAAAUGGGCGAAUACAACAAUGAAGGAGUUGUAGUGGCAGGCGGACAUGGAAAAGGAGAUCAACUGAAUCAACUCCAUUAUCCUACUUUUAUUUUUGUUGAUGAAGAACAAUCUGUUUAUGUAACAGAUAGAGACAAUCGUCGUGUGAUGAAAUGGAGAAAAGGUGCCAAAGAAGGAACAAUUGUGGCUGGAGGAAAUCUGAAUCAAUUGUCUUUACCUGCAGGAUUGAUUGUUGAUGAUUUGGGUCAAAUCUAUGUGGUAGAUUUUGAUCAUAACCGAGUGAUGCGUUGGCGUGAAGGAAAAGAAAAAGGUGAAAUUGUUGUUGGUGGAAAUGGUGAAGGAGAUCAAUCAAAUCAAUUGAAUGGUGCCAGUGGUUUAUUUUUUGAUGAUGAAGAAAAUCUUUAUGUUGUUGAUGAUGGAAAUGAUCGAGUUCAAAAAUUUGAAAUAAUUGUGUGA
Adineta steineri is the source of this 2313-nucleotide messenger RNA. The record is from the annotation of a GenBank genome assembly. Lineage: Eukaryota; Metazoa; Rotifera; Eurotatoria; Adinetida; Adinetidae.